UUUGGGACUUUUGACAUGGACUGUUUUAAAAAGUAUGGAAACAUGUGGGGGUUCUAUGAUGGUCGGCAGCCUGUGUUGGCGAUCACGGAUCCAGACAUGAUCAAAGCAAUCCUAGUGAAAGAAUGUUAUUCUGUCUUCACAAAUCGGCGGCCUUUUCCUGCAGUGGGGUUUAUGAAAAGUGCCAUCUCUAUAGCUGAGGAUGAAACUUGGAAGAGAAUAAGAACAUUGCUGUCUCCAACCUUCACCAGUGGAAAGCUCAGAGAGCAUGUUUGGGGCCUACAGCAUGGAUGUGAUUACUGGCACAUCAUUUGGAGUGAACAUUGAUUCCCUGAACAACCCACAAGAUCCCUUUGUG
This is a messenger RNA of Myotis davidii, 355 nucleotides long. RefSeq names its product cytochrome P450 3A8-like. The record is from RefSeq and is a predicted model, not a curated record. Lineage: Eukaryota; Metazoa; Chordata; Mammalia; Chiroptera; Vespertilionidae. Gene Ontology annotation, molecular function: testosterone 6-beta-hydroxylase activity; heme binding; iron ion binding. Gene Ontology annotation, biological process: oxidative demethylation; steroid metabolic process. The transcript has 4 exons. The coding region runs from base 16 to 324 and encodes 102 amino acids.